Pan troglodytes (chimpanzee) is the source of this 1971-nucleotide messenger RNA. RefSeq names its product prospero homeobox 2 (gene PROX2). Gene Ontology annotation, biological process: regulation of transcription by RNA polymerase II. Gene Ontology annotation, molecular function: RNA polymerase II cis-regulatory region sequence-specific DNA binding; DNA-binding transcription factor activity, RNA polymerase II-specific. Lineage: Eukaryota; Metazoa; Chordata; Mammalia; Primates; Hominidae. Gene Ontology annotation, cellular component: nucleus. The transcript has 5 exons. The record is from RefSeq and is a predicted model, not a curated record. The coding region runs from base 97 to 1875 and encodes 592 amino acids.
CUAAGUGCAGAGGAGGAAGCCCAGCGCAUUCUGGGUGCACUUCCAGCUGAGGAAAUAAGGAGGAGGAAUUCCUGAAGCCCUGAACAAGUGCCUGGGAUGGAUCCAAACUCCAUCUUGCUUUCUCCUCAGCCCCAGAUCUGCUCCCACCUAGCAGAAGCUUGUACGGAAGGCGAGAGAAGCUCAUCCCAUCCAGAGCUGGAUAGAGACUCCCCGUUUCCCUGGAGUCAGGUCCCCAGCUCCAGCCCUACAGACCCCGAAUGGUUUGGUGAUGAGCACAUCCAGGCGAAGAGGGCCAGAGUGGAGACCAUCGUCCGAGGCAUGUGUCUCUCCCCGAAUCCUCUGGUGCCAGGCAAUGCGCAAGCUGGGGUCAGCCCACGCUGCCCAAAGAAGGCCCGAGAGAGGAAGAGGAAGCAGAACCUUCCCACACAGCAAGGCCUCCUGAUGCCAGCCCCUGCCUGGGACCAGGGCAACAGGAAGGGGGGCCCUCGUGUGAGAGAACAACUUCACCUGCUGAAGCAACAGCUAAGACAUCUGCAAGAGCACAUCCUACAGGCUGCCAAGCCCAGGGACACAGCUCAGGGGCCAGGAGGCUGUGGCACGGGGAAAGGCCCUCUGAGUGCAAAGCAGGGGAAUGGCUGUGGGCCUCACUCCUGGGUUGUGGACGGUGACCACCAGCAAGGUACCAGCAAGGACCUCUCUGGGGCAGAAAAACACCAGGAGUCUGAGAAGCCCAGUUUCCUUCCUUCUGGAGCACCAGCUUCGCUAGAGAUUCUGAGGAAAGAGCUGACCAGGGCAGUGUCCCAGGCUGUGGACUCGGUAUUACAAAAGGUACUAUUGGAUCCACCAGGCCGCCUGACUCAGCUGGGCAGAAGCUUCCAGGGGCAGGUGCCAGAGGGUAGAAACGAGCCCUCACCUCCUGUGGGAGGGGCCUGUAAAGAUCCACUUGCUUUGGUUGCCUUGCCCAGGAGGGUCCAGCUACAAGCUGGGGUCCCAGUAGGAAAUUUAUCACUGGCCAAGCGUCUAGAUUCUCCUAGGUACCUUAUCCCUCCAAGAAUGAUCCCCAAACCCUGUCAGGAUCCCCCAGCAAACUGUCCCUUGACUGCACCUUCCCACAUCCAGGAAAAUCAGAUUCUUAGCCAGCUACUGGGUCAUGGAUGCAACAAUGGCCAUUGGAGUAGCAGUCCUCCUCAGGACUCAUCUUCCCAGAGGCACCCCUCCUCAGAGCCUGCCCUACGACCUUGGAGAACUACUAAACCGCAACCAUUGGUCCUGAGCCAGCAGCAGUGUCCCUUGCCUUUCACCUCUGCCCAUCUGGAAAGUCUACCCCUUCUUCCCUCGGUGAAGAUGGAACAGAGAGGCCUGCAUGCUGUCACGGAGGCACUGCCUUUCUCUUUGUUGCAUAUCCAGGAGGGUCUAAACCCUGGUCACUUGAAGAAGGCCAAACUAAUGUUUUUCUUCACACGAUAUCCCAGCUCCAACCUCCUGAAGGUUUAUUUUCCUGAUGUUCAGUUCAACCGCUGCAUUACCUCCCAGAUGAUCAAGUGGUUCAGCAACUUUCGUGAGUUUUAUUACAUCCAAAUGGAAAAAUCUGCCCGGCAAGCAAUUUCAGAUGGUGUCACAAAUCCCAAAAUGCUGGUGGUUCUCCGCAAUUCAGAACUUUUUCGAGCUCUCAAUAUGCACUACAACAAGGGAAAUGACUUUGAGGUUCCAGAUUGCUUCUUGGAAAUUGCCAGCUUGACGUUACAGGAGUUCUUCAGGGCUGUCUCCGCAGGGAGAGACUCAGAUCCUUCCUGGAAGAAACCCAUUUAUAAAAUUAUUUCGAAACUGGACAGUGACAUCCCAGAGAUAUUCAAAUCUUCCAGCUAUCCCCAGUAGCUGUUUCGGGGUUAAGAUCCCACAACGUGAGGAGUGACUGGCUAGGGUUUCCUGGGUUUGUCUUAAAGGGCAAUUUAGCUGUAGUCAUAUAAAAAG